AUGUCGUGGUGGUUAUGUUCAAUAGCUCUAAUCCAUGUGUUUUCUCAUUCUUAUAUACAUCCUGAUGAGCAUUUCCAAAGUUUAGAAAUCAUAUCUCAUCUAUUGCAAUCUACAACGGGUUUUACACCAUGGGAAUUCAAUUCGUAUCCCCCUUCGAGAAGUAUGAUUCCAUUGUACAUGUUAUAUGUACCAUUGUUCAAAAUUUCCAAUUUAUUAAGCAUUUCAAAUCCUUUUUUUAUCUUAUAUUCAAUACGGUUCAUACUUAUUUUAUCCUAUCUCAUAAUCUUAAAUUAUUGUUUACCAGUAUUAUUACCAGAUAAAGCGAAAUCUAGAAUUGCAAAAUGGCUUGUAUUGACUUCAUAUGUUACUUGGUCUUUCCAAUGUCAUACUUUUUCAAAUUCAGUUGAAACUUGUCUAUUACUAUUAGUAUUAUCAAUAUAUUCAAGAAUUUUGCAAAAUAAUUCAGGAAAAAACUAUACAAAUUCAAUUAUUGUAGGGUUCUUUAUCACAAUCUCAAUAUUCAAUAGAAUUACAUUCCCUGCCUUUAUAUUGUUCCCUUCAUUGACGUUGUUAAGGAAAUUUUAUAUAAACAAUUGGUUACCUUUAUUGUCAUUGUUAUCUUCAAUUACCGUCACUUCAAUAAUUUUAAUAUGCAUAGAUACACAGGUAUUCCAAUCAAAUGAAUUGGUAAUUGCCCCAUGGAAUAAUCUAAUUUAUAACUUGAAUGUCGAUAACUUGGCAUUACAUGGUUUGCAUCCAAGAUAUACCCAUAUGUUGAUAAACUUACCUCAAUUACUAGGGCCAUUGAUAAUUCCAUUUGUUUUUGUAAUUCUUUCAUCUUUAACUUUGAUUCUAACUGAUAUUAAUGUAGGUUCAUUAACCUCUGGGUUACUAUUCCUUUCUAUUUUGAAACAUCAAGAAUUAAGGUUUUUAGUACCAUUGUUUCCAAUUGCUUGUAUAGCGGUUACAGAAUCAAGACCUAAACUACUUCAAGUUAAAUGGUUCAAAUAUCUAUGGAUUGCAUUUAAUUUGGUGCUGUUAGUGAUCCUUGGUUGGUUUCAUCAAUCUGGGGUAUUAAACGUUAUAAAUUACUUAUACAAGAAUAAUGAAACUACAAAUUUUGGUGUCAAUAUUUGGUGGAAAACUUACACACCACCUACUUGGAUGUACUCGUCAACAGAAUUGAUAUAUUCUACUGUAACAAUGGAAAAUGGCAUAGAAAUCUUAGAAACCGAUUAUCAACGAACUACAAAUCAUGUAAUUGAUUUAAAGGGGAGCGAUGUUUCAUUGUUAAAUAGCACAAUAUCAUCAUUUUUACAGAAUAUUGGUACAGUUCAAAUUAUUUGUCCAAAUUCGAUGAAGAACACAUUACUAUCUCUAAAUUCCGAGUCACAGAUAUAUCAGUAUGAUCAAAUUUACAAUGAUUUUACUCAUUUAGAUUUAGAUCAUUUUAACAGCCAAGAUCUAAAUAGCUAUCUUCCUGGGAUACAUAUAUAUAACGUAUCGUAUUCACAUCGUGAUCAAUAA
Messenger RNA from Vanderwaltozyma polyspora DSM 70294, 1527 nucleotides. It is a transcript of the gene SMP3, whose product is annotated as glycosylphosphatidylinositol-alpha 1,2 mannosyltransferase. Gene Ontology annotation, biological process: GPI anchor biosynthetic process. NCBI's taxonomy places the organism in Eukaryota, Fungi, Ascomycota, Saccharomycetes, Saccharomycetales, Saccharomycetaceae. Gene Ontology annotation, cellular component: endoplasmic reticulum membrane. The coding region runs from base 1 to 1527 and encodes 508 amino acids. The record is from RefSeq and is a predicted model, not a curated record. The transcript has a single exon. Gene Ontology annotation, molecular function: alpha-1,2-mannosyltransferase activity.